AUGCAUUCACCGGAUGGUGUAAACCCUUCGAAGAGAAGCUUUGAAACCAUGAAUGCAAAGCCGCUGGCUUCAGAUAUGAACGUGGACACUCCUCGCGCACCUUCUAACUUCAUACCCAGAGAUUACCAAUUGAAAGUCUUUGAAGUUGCAAUGCGGCGUAACACAAUCGCCGUCUUGGACACCGGUGCUGGUAAGACGAUAAUAGCUGUCAUGAUGAUCAAGGACAUAGGUCAAUCUCUCAAGAUCGGCAAUCAGAAAAAGUUGAUCAUAUUCUUGGCUCCUACUGUUCAUCUUGUACACCAGCAAUUUGAGGUUAUAAAGGUAAAUACAAAUCUUCACGUGGGAGAAUACUAUGGAGCCAAAGGUGUUGAUGAGUGGAACAUCAUGUCUUGGGAAAAGGAAAUUAAUGAACAUGAUGUACUGGUUAUGACACCUCAAAUUUUGCUGGAUGCGUUGAGGAAGGCAUUUUUGAGAUUUGAAAUAGUGUGCUUCAUUAUAAUUGAUGAAUGUCAUCGUGCUACUGGUAACCAUCCUUAUGCAAAAAUUAUGAAGGAAUUUUAUAGUAAUUCUAAAAAGAAGCCAAGGAUUUUUGGAAUGACAGCAUCCCCUGUCAUUAGAAAAGGUUAUGAGUUUUGUGACCUCAUUUUGCAUAUUUUCUCCAUGCAAGACACUUAG
Ilex paraguariensis (yerba mate) is the source of this 675-nucleotide messenger RNA. NCBI's taxonomy places the organism in Eukaryota, Viridiplantae, Streptophyta, Magnoliopsida, Aquifoliales, Aquifoliaceae. The record is from the annotation of a GenBank genome assembly.